Messenger RNA from Eimeria tenella, 624 nucleotides. RefSeq lists its product as uncharacterized. The coding region runs from base 1 to 624 and encodes 207 amino acids. The record is from RefSeq and is a predicted model, not a curated record. NCBI's taxonomy places the organism in Eukaryota, Apicomplexa, Conoidasida, Eucoccidiorida, Eimeriidae. The transcript has 2 exons.
AUGACAGAACUAUUUGUCAGCAGCGAGCCAGCAGCAGCAGCAGCAGCAGCAAGUGGAGCACCGGGUUCUGCUGCUGCUGCUCCCGCGGCUGCCUGUAGGGUGCCGAUCAUCAUAACGGCUUCAGACCCCCUGGCUCCGACCACUGCAGCAGCAGCAGCAGCUGCUGCUGCUGCAACAGGUGCGCUUGCAGCAAACACAGUUCCUGCACUGCAGCUUCCCCCGCAGCAGCAGCAGCAGCAGCAACGGGAGCUUUCGGGCGCGGACGGGCAGCAUGUGGACCCUGCGGGGGCGUCUGCAGCAGCAGCAGCUGCUGCUGCUGCUGAAGCAACUGCAGCAGAAGUAGCUGCUGAGGAGGAACCCUGCUGCUGCGAUGCUGCAGUAGCAGCAGGCCAGGGCUGCAGCAGCUGCAUCAUGAGACACAGUGCUGCAGGAGCUGCUGCAGCAGAUCUCCCCACAAGACCGCUGGUGGUGCUUUAUGCCGACUUUAGUGAGUCUCAGCUGCUGCUGCUGCUGCUGCUGCGUUUGCUGCUGCUGCGCACCCUGCUUUCUGCUGCUGCACCGGGAGCCGCCAGCUGCUGCUGCUCUGUCCCCCAGCAGCAGCAGGGUGAGGUGCAGCAACGCUGA